GCAAUGCCAUGUUGUGUGGCAGACUGUGCUUGGAAACUGUUUGCGAUGCUGUAAUAGUCGGCUGUCUGCCAUCCGGCAAGAGUCCUGUGCUAUCCUUUACCUGCUCAUGAGAAGCAACUUUGAGUUCUCCAACAGGAAAGGGCUCACCAGGGUGCACUUACAGGUUAUAAUCUCUGUGUCUCAGUUGUUGGGCAACAUCGUGGGGUUGAACAAUGCCCGUUUCCAGGAGUCUCUGUCCCUCAUCAACUCCUACGCCAACAGUGACAAAGUCAUGAAAGGGACAGGGUUUCCGGUGGAAGUGAAGGACCUUACCAGGCGUAUCCGGACUGUACUGAUGGCUACGGCACAGAUGCGAGAGUUGCAUCAUGACCCAGAGAUGUUGGUAGACUUGCAGCACAGUCUAGCAAACUUACUUACUGUAUCUGUGGCAGGGUUUCCGGUGGAAGUGAAGGACCUUACCAGGCGUAUCCGGACUGUACUGAUGGCUACGGCACAGAUGCGAGAGCUGCAUCAUGACCCAGAGAUGUUGGUAGACUUGCAGCACAGUCUAGCAAACUUACUUACUGUAUCUGUGGCAGGGUUUCCGGUGGAAGUGAAGGACCUUACCAGGCGUAUCCGGACUGUACUGAUGGCUACGUCACAGAUGCGAGAGUUGUAUCAUGACCCAGAGAUGUUGGUAGACUUGCAGCACAGUCUAGCGAACUUACUUACUGUAUCUGUGGCAGGGUUUCCGGUGGAAGUGAAGGACCUUACCAGGCGUAUCCGGACUGUACUGAUGGCUACGGCACAGAUGCGAGAGUUGCAUCAUGACCCAGAGAUGUUGGUAGACUUGCAGCACAGUCUAGCAAACUUACUUACUGUAUCUGUGGCAGGGUUUCCGGUGGAAGUGAAGGACCUUACCAGGCGUAUCCGGACUGUACUGAUGGCUACGGCACAGAUGCGAGAGUUGCAUCAUGACCCAGAGAUGUUGGUAGACUUGCAGCACAGUCUAGCAAACUCGUACGCCUCCACACCUGAAUUGCGGUUCACAUGGCUUCAGACCAUGACUAGACAUCAUGCUAAGGAAGGCAAUUUCUCUGAGGCAGCCUGCUGCCAACUACAUAUUGCUGCCCUGAUGGCACAGUAUCUGAAACUGAAGGAGGUACAGACAUGGGGGGCUGAGGCUUUCCAGCCUAUCUCUUCCAACAUACCACGUGAUGAGAUCGCUCUCAAAUUGGACUCAGGUGUCCAUGAGGUUCAGUACAAACGGAAACAGUUGCUGCUGGAGCAGCUGGAA
Molecule: messenger RNA, 1276 nt
Organism: Homalodisca vitripennis (glassy-winged sharpshooter)
Lineage: Eukaryota; Metazoa; Arthropoda; Insecta; Hemiptera; Cicadellidae
Product: dedicator of cytokinesis protein 9-like
Exons: 5
Biological process (GO): small GTPase-mediated signal transduction; positive regulation of GTPase activity
Molecular function (GO): guanyl-nucleotide exchange factor activity
Source: RefSeq, a predicted model, not a curated record